Paramecium octaurelia is the source of this 1569-nucleotide messenger RNA. The record is from the annotation of a GenBank genome assembly. Lineage: Eukaryota; Ciliophora; Oligohymenophorea; Peniculida; Parameciidae.
AUGAUUUUUUUCAUAUUAUUGUCUCAAAUGUAAAGUUUAAGAGAUGCAAAGUUUGAAAAAGGAAAUGUUUAAAUAAUGGACUACUACCAAUCUUCGCAUAUAUUAUAAACCUCAACAGCUCUUCCAAGAUUUAUUGAAGUCUAAGUAAAACUCUAGACACCAUUCGAAAUUCAACCUUAAGUUUUUAUAACUUCACAACGUUCUGAUUGGGAAUACCAACUUCCUAAUGGAUUUAUGGAGAAAGUUAGCUAUAUAAAAACAACAGGUAAUUGUAUCACUAUAUUAAAGGAUUCAAAUUGAGAGCAUAUGCAGUAUCAACAUAUCCUCUUUAUGGAAUAUCAGUAGAUUGGGUUGCAUUUGAUGAUCCAAGGCUUAAGGUAAUUACAUUUGAAUCUAAUGAUCUCUAAGAUCUAACAACAGGAUCAGGAAUGAGGAGUGUCUAAUUCACAAUUGAACAUCUAUUACAAGAUGCAACUAAGGCCAUUAUUGCCUUAAUAGGUAUCAGACAUACAUAUUAUAACUUUAUAGUGGAAUUAAAAGUAAUACUUUUUUAUAAAAAUGAUAGAUUGAAUAACUAAACUCAAAAACAGUUAUCGUAUCUGCUAAUACAUAUACCCUAGCUUAAUUAAACUAUAUAAAAUUCAAUAUUCUGUUGGGAACUGAUCAAUCCUUAUGGACAUCUCCUGAAUUAUCUUUUACUCUUGACAUGAAUGCAAAUCACCCAUUUAUCAGUAGGUCAUAUUAUAAUGCUGAAGUGAUCUAAACUAUCUUAAUCUCAUAAGAAUAAUUUAAUCAUAUAACUACAGCUACUCCAUUGAUAGCAAAACGAGGAUAUGAUGUUGAUCAAAGAUGGAAUCCGUGUCAGUUUUUGAAUGUAUCAUUAGUAAAUCAAGAUAUUAAGGUAGUGCUAGGGCUAUGUACAUUUAUAUUUAUUACAAUUAGGGUCUCAUACAUAUGUAUAUGGAGUUUACUAUUAGGUAGCCUUAUAUGAUCUUAAAUUUAAAAUUCCAGAUUAAAAUUGUGCAUAGAUCUUCUCCGAAUGUGAUUAUGCCGGUGAUUCUCUGGUUAUUUGUUAAAGUGUAUCAGAUCUAACAAGUAAUGCAUGGUCUCAGCCAAUUAAAUCCUUAACUGUCCCAACUGGUAGACUUUUAACUCUCUAUUAAUCGCUAAAUUAUCAAGGAACAAAAAGUUUUUACACCUAAAAUUAAUAAUGCUUAUCCCCAAAUAGUUAUUUAUCUGCAGCUUUCAAACCCUAAAUUUCAUUCAUAAAAAUACUUUACCUAAAUCUAAGCUUGGGCUCAACUUGUCGUCAGGUUAUUUUUUAUAGCUAAUGCAAUUAUCAAGGAUCUUCUUAUACAUUAAAUAAGGGGGAGCAUUUGGGAUCCACUUAAUAGAUCCCUUUUGAAAUUAAAUCAAUCAAUAUAUGUCCAGAUAUAGUUGUUCAAUUUAGAGAUCCUAAAUAUCAAGGAGGAGAAGUUAAAAUGUAUUAAACCUCUUAAUCCUGCUUAAGUAGUUUUUAAGUAAAUAUUAAUUACCAAUUAGUUUCCAAAAUAUCGAAAACCAGCAUGA